AUGCCACAUUUAUCGUCUUUCGUUCUUUUUCCCCGCCUUCCACCAGAACUUCGCCACGUAAUAUGGCAGCAAACGCUUCCUGACAAUGCGCCAACAUUGUAUUUACACACCAGACGUCGCAGCAUCUCUACCCCCCUUACUGGCUCCGACAGGAUAGGGUCGGACCACUCAGAAAACGGCGGGUGCAACUUGAUCUCACACCAGAGCAGUCUCGCCGACGUUCAUCUCGAGCUCCCUCUCUUCUUCGUCAAUCGCGAGGCGAAUCGUAUCGCCGCUGCCUGGAUCCGAGAGCAGGGGAUUCUAAUGACUCUCUGUGAGGAUAGCCAAAACCAUGCGUUUUUACGCCCGUACGACAUGGACCGCGAUACGGUCUACAUCCCAUCUGACGAAAUCGACCAACUUUCCUCCUCCCUCCCGAGCAUGUUCGGGCACAUUUGCUGCUCCGAGCCAAACUUGGCUCGUAUAGCGGUACCCAAAGAGGUGCUGUAUCAAGACAGCAGUAUUCUGGCCGAGUUGUUAAGCUUGUUUCUCAUGGAGACGCUGUACGUCAUCGUUGGGAUCCAGCCGGGCUCUAGGGACGGGGACGAUAUCCAUCUAUCAGGUGGAAGGUGGGAGCUUGCGAGCCCGCAAAGUAACAUGGCUCUUGUGUGGAACCGAAGUCGGGGUUGCUUUCAUUGGCGUGAAGGGGAGAGUGUCGGAAGCGAAGAGCUACAUGGCCGAAUGGAGCAAGCUAGCAAAGAACUUAUCAGAGCGCUCGACUGGAUCAAAGUGGACCGCUUUGAGAUAUUGCCUGUGUCCGCGGUGAGAACAACUUGA
Messenger RNA from Clonostachys rhizophaga, 816 nucleotides. The record is from the annotation of a GenBank genome assembly. Lineage: Eukaryota; Fungi; Ascomycota; Sordariomycetes; Hypocreales; Bionectriaceae.